Molecule: messenger RNA, 1213 nt
Organism: Dimorphilus gyrociliatus
Lineage: Eukaryota; Metazoa; Annelida; Polychaeta; Dinophilidae
Source: the annotation of a GenBank genome assembly
GAUGAAUAUGCCAUUACAACCUUAUCAUCCCUUUCAUUCCGCAUACGAAGCCUCCCCAUUUACUAUACCAUUUUAUCAAAACAGACGUCCAUACAUGGGUCAACCGGAUUACAGAAUUUUCGACUUAAAUAAGCGAUUAGCACAAAGAUGCGAGAGUAUGGGAUUGGAUCAAAGUGAAAAUUUAUGGUGGGAUGCUUUCGCAACUGAAUUUUUCGAAGAUGACGCGAUACUAACUUUACAAUUCUGCUUAGAGGAUGGUCUCAAAAGAUAUACAAUUGGACGGACAUUGAUACCGCGUUAUUUUCGGUCAAUCUUCGAAGGAGGCGUUACUGAUUUGUAUUUUGUUGUUAAGAAAUACAAGGAAUCUUUUCAUAACACAACUAUAACAUUGGAUUGCGAUCAAGCGUUUCAGGUCACCCAUCACGGUCAACCACUUUUCACCAAGGUUGUUACAGAAGGUAGACUCUUGCUGGAGUUUACUUGUGACGACAUGAUGAGAAUUCGAUCGUGGAAUUUUAGUAUGAGGAAUUUCAAAGAAUUUAUACCGCGUAAUGUAAUAGCCAUGCAACAACAAGAUGCUGGUAUGAUGGAGCAGUUGACGAAAAACAUUACUCGGCAAGGUCUUACCAAUUACACAUUGAAUUUUUUAAGGCUGUGCGUCAUACUAGAGCCGAUGCAGGAGUUAAUGUCGCGUCAUAAGGCUUACGGUUUGAACCCUAGAGACUGCCUGAAAACUACUCUUUUUCAGAAAUGGCAACGAAUGGUUGCGCCACCUGAAUCGUCGAGACAACCGAACAAACGUAGAAAAAGAAAGUCAUCAGCAGGAGCUGCUGGUACUCCAGGAGGGAGCGCUGGUUCAAGAGAAAGCACGCCUAAACAAAAACGUUCUCCUGGACCUCAGGGCUUCACACCCGGUGAUGUGAUGGUUGUUGGAGAACCUACGUUGAUGGGCGGAGAAUUCGGAGACGAGGACGAAAGGCUUAUAACACGCUUAGAGAAUAACCAAUUCGAACCGGAAAAUUCAGAAAUACCCACGUCAGCUGGUGUUUCCCCGAUGAACAGUCCUUGGCCCACUGGAGCUGGAAAUGGCGGUGGCAGCAGCGGAGGAAGUGCUGGCAAUACAAACAACAACCCAGGAAACGGAACCAACACAAAUGGCGGUACAGAAAAGAAAGCUAUACAUAAUGAUGUUCCAGACAUAAAGUCUGAAUAG